Molecule: messenger RNA, 1344 nt
Organism: Nicotiana tabacum (common tobacco)
Lineage: Eukaryota; Viridiplantae; Streptophyta; Magnoliopsida; Solanales; Solanaceae
Product: aspartic proteinase CDR1-like
Biological process (GO): proteolysis
Cellular component (GO): extracellular region
Molecular function (GO): aspartic-type endopeptidase activity
Source: RefSeq, a predicted model, not a curated record
AUGAAGAUUAAUACUAAAUCUUUCAAUCUUGUUCCUACAUUGGUCUUUUUAGCUUUGUUUCAUCUUUCUUUGGUUUCGUGCAAUAAAUCCAUAGGCAGCCAUAGUGCAAAUGGUUUCACUCUUGAUCUCAUCCAUCGUGAUUCUCCUCUUUCACCGUUGUACAAUCCGUCAAACGCUCCAUAUGACCGUCUCCAAAACGCCUUCCAACGGUCAUUUUCUCGAGCUUCUUUCUUCAAGAAAAACUCCAUUAAUACAAUCCAAUCGACUAUUGUCCCAAUCCCAAGUGAAUACCUUAUGAAAAUCUCUAUCGGAACUCCAGCAAUAGAUACCCUUGCCAUUGCUGACACUGGUAGUGACUUAACAUGGAUACAAUGUGAGCCUUGUGUUGAAUGUUUCAAGCAAAUGGCACCUAUUUUUAAUCCCAAAAAUAGCUCUUCUUACAAAACAAUUGGUUGCAAAGAAAAAAUAUGUCAAGAAGUAGGAUCUUCUGCAUGUAAAAAUAGCAUAUGUGGUUAUGAAGUGACUUAUGGUGACCAUUCUGAAACUAGUGGUGAUCUUUCUAGUGAAACUUUCACAUUUGCUUCUAAUUCUAGUCAAAAUGUCUCAAUUCCUAAUAUCAUCUUUGGUUGUGGACAUGACAAUGGUGGCACAUUCCCAAACACCACUUCUGGCAUUAUUGGCUUAGGUGGUGGCACUGUCUCAAUUGUCAACCAAAUGAAUCAAGAAAUCAAAGGGAAAUUCUCUUACUGUUUAAUUCCAUUGGAAUCAUCAUCAACUAAUUCCAAUGCAACUAGUCACAUCAACUUUGGCGACAGUGCUAUUGUAACUGGUCCUGGCGUCGUUUCAACUCCCUUGAUAAAAAGCGAAGAGACAGAAACAUUCUACUUUCUAACUUUAGAAGGUAUCACCGUUGGGAAUAAGACUUUGCCAUUCAAAUAUUCUUCUAAACUCAGUUCCAACGAUCAAGGUAACAUUAUAAUUGAUUCAGGUACGACACUUACGCUUCUCCCUUUCGAGUUUUACUCUGAUUUGGAAAAACAAUUGGUGGCUUCGAUAAAUGCUACUAGGAAGGACGAUCCAUCAGGACUUUUUAAGGUAUGUUACGAGUCUAAGAAUGGCACUAUCGAUGCUCCCAAACUUGUCGCACAUUUUACGAAUGCAGAUGUAGAGUUGUCGCCAAUAAACACAUUUACACAAGUGGCUGAAGGUUUGGUUUGUUUUACAAUAUUGCCAGAGGUGGAUAUUGCUAUUUUUGGGAACUUGGCACAGAGGAAUUUCUUAAUUGGAUAUGAUCUUGUGGCUAAAAAAGUUUCCUUUUUGCCUACUGAUUGUACUAAGCAUUAA